Messenger RNA from Cavia porcellus (domestic guinea pig), 3610 nucleotides. It is a transcript of the gene Dusp19, whose product is annotated as dual specificity phosphatase 19. The record is from RefSeq and is a predicted model, not a curated record. Gene Ontology annotation, cellular component: cytoplasm. The transcript is spliced from 4 exons. Gene Ontology annotation, biological process: protein dephosphorylation; regulation of MAP kinase activity. Bases 155 to 844 code for a protein of 229 amino acids. Gene Ontology annotation, molecular function: JUN kinase phosphatase activity. Lineage: Eukaryota; Metazoa; Chordata; Mammalia; Rodentia; Caviidae.
GCAGCGCUGGGAAAGUGCUGCUGGGCUCUGGUCCAGCCAGGUGGCCCCGUCUGUCACUUGCAAGGCCGAGCACCCGAGAGGCUGCAUUGGUUACCGGAACCACCUCUCUGCUCUCUGAGUUUGCUCGUAUUUGUUCCCAGCCACUGCUCAUGUAAUGCACUCCCUGAACCAGGAAAUCAAAGCGUUCUCCCGGAGUAACCUCAGGAAGCAAUGCACCAGGGUGACCACGCUGACUGGAAAACGCAUCAUAGAGACGUGGAAAGAGGCCCGCAUUCAUGUGGUGGAGGAAGUAGAGCCGAGCGGCGGGGCUGGCUGUGGUUACGUGCAGGACCUUAGCUCGGACCUGCAGGUUGGCGUGGUGAAGCCCUGGUUGCUCCUGGGGUCACAAGAUGCUGCCCAUGAUUUGGAUGUACUGAAAAAGCACAAGGUGACUCAUAUUCUCAAUGUUGCAUAUGGAGUUGAAAAUGCUUUCCCCAACGAGUUCACGUAUAAGAGUAUCUCUAUACUGGAUCUGCCUGAAACCAGUAUCCUGUCUUAUUUUCCAGAAUGUUUUGAAUUUAUUGAACAAGCAAAAAUGAAGGAUGGUGUGGUUCUUGUUCAUUGUAAUGCAGGAGUUUCCAGGGCUGCUGCAAUUGUGAUAGGCUUCCUCAUGAAUUCUGAAGAAAUCUCAUUUAACAGUGCUUUUACUGUGGUGAAAAAUGCAAGGCCUUCGAUUUGCCCAAAUUCUGGCUUCAUGGAACAGCUUCGUACAUAUCAAGAGGUCAAAGAAAGCAAUAAGUGUGACAUACGACCAGAGUUGGAAAAGCACACCAACUCCCAAGUUGCAGAUCAUGGACAGAUGUAAUUUGAAUGGGUCUCUGUCUUUCUUGUUUUGGAAAGUAGACUAGUAAAACUUCCUUUUGUUUUUACCAGUGAAAAUGAAGGUCAAUUUGAUUGUUCUGCACUAGUAUGUAAAAUAAAUCUUUACAGCAUAUGACCUCUUCGUUGUUGUUAUAAUAUUGAUUGUUGUUAUAAUAUUUGAGUUGUUCAGGAAAAAUAACAGUGAGUUGCUAAUUUUUGAUUUCUGUAGAGAAAAAAGAUUCACAUUUAAAAUCUAUGGAAAGACUAAAUUAGUUAACUAUCUUUUAAGUAUUUUUCUUUCAAUACUUUUCUCUUCCAGCCCAUUUUCACACAGAAAAAAACUUUUAAGUGCUACUUGAUGUACUGUUUCACAAAGAGGUAAAUAUCUUUGUAAGGAAUAUAUUUAAAACUCCCAAACAAGCACCAGAUAUUCACAAAAUUUUUAAUCAUCUUAUGAAAACAUGCCUAUUUAUAUUUAAAAUUUUAAUUCUAUUGCCUGUGUUUCUGUUUUUAUUUUUAAAAUAUUUGUAUACAUGUUCUUUCUUAUAUUAUGAUAAGCUUAUUGUCUUUAAAAGGUGAUAUUUUUCUUCUCUUACAUGUUGUAGAUUUUAUCUUGGAUGCCUGGCAUUCUGUCAUAAUUUUUUGGUCUCUUUGGAUCUGUGGGAAAAUGUUUUAUACUGAAAGCUCAUUUUUUAGUUGUAGUUUGUUCAGUGAUCUGAUUUAUAGUUCAGUAUCUCACUAGACAACAAUUUUAAGGAAAGAAAAUUUACGGUUUUGAAAUAAAUUUUGAAUACAUUGUUGGAAUAAUUUCUUUUUCUUUAAUGUUUCCAUAUUAGCAUGAUUGAACUCUGUACACUGUAAAUUUACUUCAAUACUUUAAAUUUUUUUCUUCAGUAUAAAUUACCCUAUGUUUUAGUAAUUAAGACAAUUUAGUUUUCAAAAAAAUCUUUGAUGACUUACAAGAUAUGAUUACCACGUAGAUGUUAGUUUUUAAAAGUCUCGACUCUUCUUAAAUACUGAGUACUCAGGUUGGAAAGUAUGCAUAUCUGUGCCUUUGGGAAAACAGCCUUUCUUAGACUGUCAUGUGCAAAAGCUAGAAGUGAUAAAUACGCAUCAUGUCUGCAGAUUGCUUAUGACCCUGACAUGAUGCCAUUGCCUGUAAUGCUGUUAACUUUUCAGUUCCACGAAGCAGCAUCCCAGAAGUAAUUAACCUACAGCAAGCUCUUAGAAGCCAACCAAGUCAGGCAGAGCCGCUUAAAAAGAGACUGAUUCAUGAUGUCUCCAUCAGUAUUCCUGAGGGUCGCUGGAUGAGCCGUCUCCAUGAAAGCAUUUAUUUGAGUAUAUUUUCUUUUGCUGAAUGUUAUUUAAUUUUCAACCAAAUGUUGUCACAUGAAGCUUUGAUAUAAUUUGUUCACCAUCUGUAGUGUAUGCUUAGUUGUUGCAUGUAGUGAUCUGGUUGCUGUUUGAAGAUGCUUAUUAAGUACCAUUUACAAAAGUGCUUUGAGCAUUAACUUUGUGAAUCUUAAAUGAUAGCUUGCUGCAUCUAAAACACAACAGGGGUACAGAGCAAUCUUUUAAAUCUGGGGUGUGUUGUGAGAGAAUGGUGUGUACUUUGUUGUGCUUCCCAUGGAGAGAUGAGUGAGUCGCUCUGUUCUACCUCAUUAUUUUUAAGAAGAAACUUCAUCAUUUUGAUCUCUAGCUUACUUAUUGUAAAGUUAACAAAAUCAUGUGUACCAAAUAAUGGGUCUAUUUUGAGGAGGGUGGAAAAAGAAUUUCACAGAAUUUUUUACUCUUUUUUUAAAAAUAGAUGUUCCUACCUUUUUAAAAGGAAAAGUAAAAAUCAAAGUAUUACUGCUUUUUAAACACUGAAAAGAAAUGAAGAGCCUUUCUCCUAGGAACUUGCAAAAGAAAGUAGAGCAAAGACAUUGGAACAUAUAAAAUUCUAUUUAUUUGAGUUAAAACCUUAAAAUGUUUUGCUAGUUAGUAGUUAAUGGCAAUUGAACACCCAGGAAAUACUUAGACUUUUUUUGAAAAGUCAAAAAACUAUUUUUUAAAGAUUGUUUUUGGAGAAAAUUUACACCAAUACUAUCUCAAAGACAAAGAUUUCAAGGAAGUGGAGAAUACUCUUUAACAUUUAUUGCAGUUUAACUUUUUUUUUCCCUUAUUCUGUUUCCUUGAUUGAAAUAUAUGAAUACAGCACGUGUGUGUGUGUGUACACUUUUAAGGAACUUACUUUGAUUCUGAUUGAUAUUUGUAGAGGUGAUGGAAAACCUGAAUUUGUCAGUUAUUAGCAACUUUUCAGCUGUCAGUAGAAGUCAUCCCUGAAAAGUCUUUUUUUUUUUUUUUUUUUGGAGAUAUUCUUAAAUGUCCCAAAUACAAAUCCAAAUAUUAUAGCAUUAACCAAUUAUGAAACUUAUAAGGGAAACAACAAUGCACUUAAAAAUAACAAAUCUAAUGUGAGACGCAUUUCAAGGUGACUCAAGUCGGUUUUCCUGUUUGAGGGAUUCUGAACAUAAUUAAUCACCUCAUAGUUAUUUAACAUUAUAAACCAGAAGAUUUUGUAGAUUUGUAAUUUUGUGAUAUGUAUAUUUACAUUUACAGUCACCAGAUUUCUGGCUUAUUUACAUUGGUGUACUUUUAAAAAAUUAGUUACAGUUAUAAUUAAACUUUUCUAUUUCAUGUAAAACUUAUUUUUACUUAUUUUGCAUACAUACUUACAUUCUUUAUUCUGGGUGCUAAAAUACUUUAAUAAAAUAAUAAUGUAACAAUU